AUGGCCAUUCUCCUCUUCUUUAUUUUCACAUCCAUUUUAUCCAUUUCCUACUCUUCGCCAUUGCCGGUCAAUGCCUCCGGUAACAUAUCAGUGCGCCGACAACGAACGCCUGAGCAAUGCGGCACAGGCAACCAGGUCGACGACUGCUGGCGAUGCGACCCCGGCUGGGCCGAUAACCGGCAGCGGCUCGCCGACUGCGUCAUCGGGUUCGGCCGCAACGCCAUCGGCGGCAAGGGCGGCAGGACAUACGUCGUGACGGACCCCGGCGACGAGGACCCGGCCAACCCCGCCCCCGGCACGCUCCGCUACGGCCUCGUCCAGGACGAGCCCCUCUGGAUCAUCUUCGCCUGCAGCAUGACGAUCCGUCCCCAGCGGGAGUUCGUCGUGAGCUCGCACAAGACGGUGGACGGCCGCGGCGCCAGCGUCGUCGUCGGCGAGGGCGGCGCGUGCUUCACGGUGCGCAACCAGAGCAACGUGAUCAUCCACGGCAUCACCAUCCGCGGCUGCAGGCCGGCGCCCAAGUCGGCCAAGACGGGCCACCUGUCGGACGGCGACGGCGUCAGCAUAUUCGGCGCGAGGGACGUGUGGGUGGACCACUGCACGCUGGAGGACUGCGCCGACGGCCUCGUCGACGUGAUCGCCGCCUCCACCGGCGUGACCGUCUCCAACUGCCUCCUGACAAACCACAACAAGGCCAUGCUCCUCGGUCACAACGACGCCUACGAGGACGACAGGGCCAUGCGGGUCACCGUCGCCUUCAAUCGCUUCGGGCCGGGCCUCGUGCAGAGGAUGCCGAGGUGCCGGUUCGGGGUGUUCCACGUCGUCAACAACGACUACGUAAACUGGGGGAAAUACGCCAUCGGUGGCAGUGCGUCGCCGACCAUACUUAGCCGAGGCAACAGGUUCUGUGCUGGCAAGGAAAAAGAGGUGACGAAGCGCGACGGCGACCCGCCGAAGAGCGAGUGGCAGAAGUGGAACUGGAUAUCCGACGGCGACCUGAUGUUCAACGGCGCGUUCUUCACGGCGUCCGGCAGACCGGGGGCUGAGGUUAAAGCCCCCAGUUUUGCCAAGUCCGCCUCUUUCGUGGCGCCGAUGACGGCCUCCGCAGGCGCUCUCUCGUGCAGCAAGGGUUCUCUGUGCUGA
This is a messenger RNA of Triticum dicoccoides, 1143 nucleotides long. RefSeq names its product pectate lyase-like. The record is from RefSeq and is a predicted model, not a curated record. Gene Ontology annotation, molecular function: pectate lyase activity. NCBI's taxonomy places the organism in Eukaryota, Viridiplantae, Streptophyta, Magnoliopsida, Poales, Poaceae. The coding region runs from base 1 to 1143 and encodes 380 amino acids. The transcript has 3 exons.